GGGAAGUGGUCGGUGCGCGCACAUAAUUUCUGCCCAGAGCUUUUUGCUCUCGCGGAAGACGAGACUCGCAGGACCCUCUCGCUCCCCUCGACCACCACCCUAUUGAAAUACUUUCUCCAUUAACUCUUCGAGGAUCGUAUCCGACAACAACCCCAAGCAAAUCGCCAAAAUGUCGGACGUAGAAGAGAACACUGUCCCCGCCUCCGAGGAGGUUGAGGUUUCCGCCGAUGCUGCCCCCAAGGGCCAGAUGAGCGUCCUUGAUGCCCUCAAGGGUGUUCUCAAGAUCUCCCUCAUGCACGACGGUCUUGCCCGCGGUCUCCGUGAGGCCUCCAAGGCCCUCGACCGCCGUGAGGCUCACAUGUGCGUCCUCAACGAGUCCUGCGAGGAGGAGGCCUACAAGAAGCUCGUCAUUGCUCUCUGCUCCGAGCACAAGAUCCCCCUCAUCAAGGUCCCCGAUGGCAAGCAGCUCGGCGAGUGGGCUGGUCUCUGCGUCCUUGACCGUGAGGGUAACGCCCGCAAGGUCGUCAACUGCUCUUGCGUCGUUGUUAAGAACUGGGGUGAGAUGUCUUCCGAGCGCGAGGUAAGAAUUACACCCGAGUCUGCUGCUUGGCCACAGUUACUGACAAACGACACUACAGAUCCUCCUCAACUACUUCCAGACCGAGCAGUAAAUUGGCGAUUCGCAUCUUGGCGAGGCGGAAUACCUAGGGAUGUACAGGCGGCAGACGCGUCCCGGACAUUGGCUCUAACAAGCCAUGUGUCUGGUUGGACGUACGCUUGGGUAGACCUUACCGACUGGCACAAAUGCUUAGAGCAGGCCUUAACUGGCUUCCCUGCAAGGGGCAAUAAACAACGUAAAAGGUCCAAAACCCAUUCGCUGAUUCCUCCCAUGACCAUUGUAUGAAGUCGUGUUGCCAUGUGUGAAGUCCUGCAACCCGACCCGUUAUGCCAGUGUCAAAAGGUCAUGAUCAGACCAAAGGACGUGUUCAACAAAUGGGAAAUAGAAAAGGGCACGAUCACCCAAACGCCGUAGUAUGCAUAUUGAUAUCAUUUCUUACCCUCUACCA
This is a messenger RNA of Neurospora tetraspora, 1067 nucleotides long. Its product is annotated as ribosomal protein L7Ae/L30e/S12e/Gadd45 family-domain-containing protein. Gene Ontology annotation, molecular function: structural constituent of ribosome. The transcript is spliced from 3 exons. Lineage: Eukaryota; Fungi; Ascomycota; Sordariomycetes; Sordariales; Sordariaceae. Gene Ontology annotation, biological process: translation. Gene Ontology annotation, cellular component: cytosolic small ribosomal subunit; ribosome. The coding region runs from base 170 to 904 and encodes 244 amino acids. The record is from RefSeq and is a predicted model, not a curated record.